UUUAGAAUUUGAUUGAGAAAAUCACAAAUUUAGGCGCGGAUUGCAAAAUUGAUGACUUUAUCGUUUAAGUUUUGAAUUAAACCGCAUCUGGCAACAACUGCAGCCGUACCAUGUCCAUGAGAUCAGGAGUUCACGCGUUCGCGUGUUCAUUUGUUCACAUGUUGUGUUUGUUGGAAGACGAAGAGAGAGUGGAAAAACUUCUUACGGGAGUUGCGUGUUUUUGGUUCAAGUGCAGCUUUCGCUUCGAGGUUGGGUGGGAAGUUCCUGACUUUUUUUUAGCUCUUGAUUAUAGGUAACGAAUCAGAUGAACAGAAUGAAGGACGACAGGAGUCGUGAUCCGGUGGACAAACUGGGUCGUGAAGUAACAGUUACGGGUUACAGUACAAUUGCUUUUCGUCCGCCAGUCGUUGCGGCAUGCUUGGGUCAAGCAUGGUGGCGACGCGUGCUCGCCGCUCUGCGCUUGUGGGCAUGGUAUCCGAGGCACGGGGAGCUUGAACUGCGUCGCGAAGAUCUGGUGGAUCCCGCGAUGCGAUACGCCACGUCCCAACUUGGGAGCACCAGAACACCUAGGAGUGAACAGGAAAACCACACAAGCGACAGUCAGGACCACGAAGAUGUGUUGGAGGUGGUAGCACCCGUGGAGUGUCCGAUUGGCUCUUUGGGUUUACAAUUUUUCCUUGCUGCCGUCAGUGGUGAUGGGGACCCUGCGGUGCGCGACUUUCUACACGAACGGGAAGGCUUUUUUGCAACGUGGCAAGCGAUAGAACAGCAGGAGCGGCUUGAUGCGAGCGCACCAGCUGUAGCAAAUAUUCAUAUUGGUGACGGACUUGAUGUAAAGGAAGAGCUACAGGCACAACACGAUAGAAAUGUAGGCACUAGUGCAGGUAGCGCGGUAAGAAUCGUUUACAGGAAAGACUCCCUGGUCGCUCGAUUGUUCAAAAAUUAUCCGGAAGUCGCUUGGUCGCCGCUUUUUGAAGCGCUACAAUCAAGCAUUGUUGAAAGCUUCCAGGAAAACUUUCGAACGAGCGACUCUUUUGACGAACACACUCUGGCAGCAAAUCUGAUGAAAGACUACUUCUGUCGAGUCGUUGGAGCUAGACGACGAGAGUUACACGUUGUAGUGGUUAAUUCUGGUGGCGGACCGGAUCAAGACAACGUCGAGAAAUUGGGCACACAUUGUCAACAUUUCAUCGCUCCCGACCUUGGCGAGAGCGAUGAGACAGAAGAUCGUGCUAGAGGUAGUACUCGAAAUGUUGAUGCCCUCGGACGAAGUACUAGCACCAAUAAAGACCUCGUUCUUAUUCGCGAUAAGCCAUUAGGACCUGAUCUUCUUGCAGAUUGGAUGCAUGUGAUCGGGGACGGAGAGGCCUUGGAGAGGGAAUCGCGGCAGACGAGAAAUCCCUUCAACUAUUGCUACAGCGAUGAGAACUUGGAACAAGUUGGUGUUGAAGGAGCGGACGCUACGCAAAAAGCAGAUCCACAUAGUUUCAAGUAUCAAAAGUGGAAGAAAGCGCGACCGGAAGGCGAGUCACAUGAUGAACAACAACUGCCCCCGCAAUCCCUGAUUCCUGAAGGACCUGCGGUCGAUAGCGGGAUAUUGCCCUGCGAAGCGCAAUUCUUUUUGCACCAUGCGCAAGAGGCUGGCUGUCCGGUUAUCGUAGAAAGCGGUGUCUUCCAGGGAAGCUCGACGGAGUACUGGUGUCAAUAUGCGGAGCGUUUUUUCCCGCCUGGUGUUGGGCGCGUUAUCUCAGUAGACCGGCAGUUUCUACGUGCGAGGGAAACUUUUUGUACGACCCGGAGGCAGUCAUCUGUCCGUUUUAUUGAUGACAUGAUCCCGGACCCGGAAGCGAAGGUUGAUCAACAAGAUGAAAAGGUUAAAAAGAAUCUUCAUCUGGAGGACCACAAUCUGGACUCGGGAGGUCACGGCGGGAAUCCUAGUCCUCUUACCAUGUUGGAAGGAGACGCCUUCGAGCUUCUUCCGCUAAUCUUAGGCCAACUGACUGCAAAACGUUUGGAGUUCCUCAACGCUGAAGCGUCCUCCUCGUCCUUGAGCUCAGGACAGGCGGAACGAAGGCAAGCGGUGAGCAUAUGGAAAGAGCUCGACUUCACAGAAGUGUCGUAUUUUGCAUUGUCUCGGCGCCAGUCGACUACUUGUACUGGGAAUCAGAGUAUCGCAGGAGCACCUGUGGAAGGGCGUGUUGAGGUCCGAGACAGCACGAAGCCAUCAAUUUGCCUCUUCCUUGACGGACCUAAGGGCGGCGUUGCUGUCCGCUGGGGUGAAGAGCUUUUGGAACGCUUUGCCGCGAUUGCGUUCAUAGGGUACCACGACAUGCACAGCGAGGCCAAGACCGCCGACUAUUAUCUUCAUGGUGACGCGCGAAAUCUAGCGAGAAUACGGCUUGAGAAAAGCAAACACAAAACACUCUUCACUGAAGAUGGUCCUGGAAAUCAUGUCGUCGGUAUCAUGUUUCGAGAAACAAGGAGUGUGAAUGCAACCAUGAACAAUAUCAAAGACUCUUCAACUUCAACUGCUCCUUCCGCUUAUUAAUUAACAUCCCCUUGUUCUUGUUCUGAGAUUACUCAGGUGAGUCUGCCGCAAAGAGUUUCGAGACAGCAAGUCCAAGUCAUGCGAUUUUUUUUGCACAAGCAGUCACCGUUAAGUUACAU
Molecule: messenger RNA, 2667 nt
Organism: Amoebophrya sp. A25
Lineage: Eukaryota; Dinophyceae; Syndiniales; Amoebophryaceae
Source: the annotation of a GenBank genome assembly